AGGAGUGGAAGUACUUGUAUAUAAGGGGUGAUCAUCUCGUUGAUUCAUAUAUGAUUCAUAGCAUUUAAUCUACAUAUUCCGGGCAGUCUUCUUCUCGGUCAGAAAAUCAUGGAUUCAGAUUGGGCUGGAUUGCCACAACAUCUUUUAGAUUCAGUUGUAGAUAGAUUAGUGGCGCAACUGGACUUUGCGCGAUUCAGUAUUGUGUGUAUGUCAUGGCACUCUGUAGCAAAACAUAAUCAAAGUCAUCGUGCUAAGCUGUUAGGUCGUGACCAACCUCCAAUGCUUAUGAUUUCUACCGACCAAGAAGGUACAUGGAACUUAUGCAACCUCAUGGAUGAAAAAGUUUUGGAUUUGCAAUUGAACUUUUUAAAUAAGCGCUUUUGUGGGUCUUCAAAAGGAUGGGUAAUUAUCGGGGAAGAAAACUUUGCGAUAACCCUACUAGACCCAUUGUCUAGAACCAAAGGGAAGGAAGAAAAAGAAAAUUCAAUCAUUCGCCUACCUCCAUUAAUCAGCCCUCCGGAUGAUGAGGGUGGUGCAUUGAAAUUCUUUACUAAACAUUAUGAGUAUUAUGUCAAGAAGGCUACACUAACAGCAGACCCAAUAUUAAAUGCAAACGAGUGCCUUGUUGUGGUGAUAUUUGGGUAUUUUUCUAAUAUGGCUUUUCUCCGACUCUCUAAAGAUACAACAUGGACUUAUCUUGAUAAGGAGGUGAAGGGAAUAUGCGAAGUUGUUUGCAUUGAAAACAAAUUUUAUGUUGUUGACCACUGGAGCAGAAUUUUUACUUUUGAUAUUACUACUCAGUCCUAUUCAGAUAUAAAAUGUGUUGCAGAAGGCUUUCAAAGCGAGACGAAGAUGAUAUGUAUGUCACGAAGCAAGUCAAAAUUUUCGAAUUGAAUUUCGAUGAGCGUAAGUGGAUUGA
Molecule: messenger RNA, 919 nt
Organism: Prunus avium (sweet cherry)
Lineage: Eukaryota; Viridiplantae; Streptophyta; Magnoliopsida; Rosales; Rosaceae
Source: RefSeq, a predicted model, not a curated record